Messenger RNA from Vitis vinifera (wine grape), 1527 nucleotides. Its product is annotated as probable carboxylesterase 17. Lineage: Eukaryota; Viridiplantae; Streptophyta; Magnoliopsida; Vitales; Vitaceae. Gene Ontology annotation, molecular function: hydrolase activity. The coding region runs from base 92 to 1024 and encodes 310 amino acids. The transcript has a single exon. The record is from RefSeq and is a predicted model, not a curated record.
AUCCCUAAAGAUCCUAUGUGACUUUCCCACAAACUCUCUGAAAUUUCUCAGAAAUCUUCAACUUUCAAAUUAUCCUACCAAAGUUUUGGCAAUGUCCAUAGUUGCAGAAGUGCCGAGUUUCCUUCAAGUCCUUUCCAAUGGUUUAGUAAAACGCUUUGAACCUGAAAUCUCCCCUGUCUCAAAUGAGUCAUCAUCCCAUGGAUACAAGUCCAAGGAUGUGAUGAUUGACUCAACCAAGUCAAUCUCUGGCAGAAUGUUUCUGCCUGAUACUCCAGGCUCCUCUAGCCACCUUCCUGUUCUAGUUUACUUCCAUGGUGGUGGCUUCUGCAUUGGCUCAACCACAUGGCUUGGGUACCAUACUUUCCUUGGGGAUUUAGCAGUUGCCUCACAAACUAUAGUUCUUUCUGUGGACUACCGCCUUGCGCCUGAAAACAGGCUCCCUAUAGCUUAUGAUGAUUGUUAUAGUUCACUUGAGUGGCUAAGUAACCAAGUCAGCUCUGAACCAUGGCUUGAGAGAGCCGACCUCUCUCGUGUGUUUCUCUCAGGGGAUAGUGCUGGAGGGAACAUUGCUCACAAUGUUGCUCUCAAAGUAAUUCAGGAAAAAACUUAUGAUCAUGUAAAGAUUAGAGGAUUGUUGCCCGUACAUCCUUAUUUUGGGAGUGAGGAGAGGACUGAGAAGGAGAGGGAAGGUGAAGCAGCUGGAUAUGUUGCGAUGAACGAUUUGUUAUGGAAACUAAGCUUGCCCCAAGGAUCAAACCGGGACUAUUCUGGGUGUAACUUUGAAAGGGCUGCAAUUUCCAGUGCUGAAUGGGGUCGUUUUCCAGCAGUGGUAGUAUAUGUGGCUGGUUUGGAUUUCUUGAAAGAAAGGGGAGUUAUGUAUGCAGGUUUUUUGGAGAAGAAAGGGGUGGAGGUGAAGCUGGUGGAAGCUGAAGAUCAGUCACAUGUGUAUCAUGUGUACCAUCCUCAAUCUGAGGCUACCCAUCUUCUUCAAAAGCAAAUGAGUGAGUUCAUCCACAGCUUCUAGCAUCUUAGAUGGCCAUCACGCAACCGAGGAUGUGGUAUCGGUUGCGUGAAAAAACUUAGCUCAAGCUCAACUCAAGUAAUAAAAAUGUUUACCUAAAUUUGUCCAAACAUUGGUCUGUCCAAGUUACACCCCUAUUUAAGGACACUUCAAAUUAAUUAGCUGGUGGAAGCUUAAGGAGAGCAGCAUGUGUAUCAUAUGUUCCAUCCAAAAUAUGAGGCCACUCGCUUGCUGCAAAAGCAAAUGAGUGAGUUCAUACACAGUUUUUAGCCUCUCAUAUGGCCAUCCACGAGUCAUCGGCUUCUCUUCUAGUUAGCUAUGAGGCAUGUAUCCUCUCAGCAUAGAUUUGGGCUUUGCAGCAAAUACCAAGUUGUAAUUCUGUUCAAAAUUUCUAAGUGAAACUCAUUUUCUACUAAUGUAAUUGAGCAGAAUGGAUUAGGGAGGAGCAGAAUGGAUGAUGUCAUGUUAAUUACACAACUAGUAUAUUUUGAAAGAAAUUUUAACCA